Messenger RNA from Miscanthus lutarioriparius, 387 nucleotides. The record is from the annotation of a GenBank genome assembly. Lineage: Eukaryota; Viridiplantae; Streptophyta; Magnoliopsida; Poales; Poaceae.
AUGAAAGCUUCAUCCUCAGCUUCCAAGGAUGAGUGGGUGGUUUGUCGUGUGUUCGACGAGACCACGAGGAUCAAGAAGACAACUACACCAGUGUACAAGGUGGCCAUGGCUAGCACUGAGAUUGAUCAGAAUCAGAACAACAUCCUGGCCAUCCCCAUCCCGAUGCCGCUACAGCUGCCACUGCCAGUGCCCAUGCCAAAGCAAUUUCCCAUCCUACCAGACUUUCCCAUGGACCCGAUGGACCCCUACUUUCUAGACGCCGGUGCAGAUAUGCCGCCCAUGAUGCUGCCUAUGGCAGGUAUCGGUGGCGCCGGUGGCCUCCAGAUCAAUGAUGCCCUGUUCAGCAAUCCGAUAGCCACGUCACGCCAGACAAACGUCUACGACUAG